Messenger RNA from Chara braunii, 4533 nucleotides. The record is from the annotation of a GenBank genome assembly. NCBI's taxonomy places the organism in Eukaryota, Viridiplantae, Streptophyta, Charophyceae, Charales, Characeae.
CGACGAAAGAGAGUCCUACAUUUUGACAAGUCUUUUCUCAUCCAGCCCGCCUCCGUCGUCCGACAGGGGAGGGGGGAUGGUGAGGAGGAGGAGGACUGAGGGCAUACCGGCGCGUCCUCUGGGCGGUGUUUGAAGGUGAAGGGAAAAAAUGCACCACCUCUUUUCACGAACUAGCGACAGUGUGCAGUUUGAGCAUAGUGUACAUACUCCAUAACGUUUUUUUUUGUGUUGUGGUCGUUGAGUCGUCGACUGCAACACAGCGUAUUUUCCCGCCGGAGUGACAGACUCAGCAGAGUUGCUUCGUCUUCUUCAUAGGCGAGCCCGCAAGAACACGUAUUUCUUUAUCUCCGCUGCCAUUGCACGGCGGGAGUCGUCCCGAAAAAUACCCGAGAGAUGCUGCUGAUUUCGUGAAGUUUGCAGUACGAUUUGCGGGGAGUGAAGAAGCUCAGUCGCUGUUCUUCGUCAAAGCAGCGUUUUCCAUUGCGGGCUGAGCACACUCACUAUCUUCCUUGAGUUGAUAGAGAGAGGCCGGUUUGUCUCUUUUUCCUUCCUAGAGUCCAAAAUGGGGAGCUCGGGCUUUCGAGCUGUGAAAAGGGAAAGAGACAGGUCGAAGCUUUUGCCAGCGGUUCUUGUAGUGGCUUUCCUAUGCGGCGUCUUUUACUACUUGGGCAAGUCGGGCGGUGCGCAGCCGGCUAGAGGUCGGGGAGCGAGAGCUGUAUCGAACGAAUUUCCGGAGCUUGAACAGACUGAUUCGGAUAGAAGCCGAGUGGAGCGAAUUUUUGAACCUUGUGGUGAUGAGUAUGUGGAUUACACGCCCUGUGAAGAUCCUAAGCGCUCUCUGCCGUUCCCUCGGGAACACCUCGAGUAUCGUGAGCGCCAUUGCCCAAGGCAGGACGAGCUCCUGCGUUGUCUCAUCCCUCCUCAGAAAGGGUACAAGAAAUGCGUGCCCUGGCCCGAAAGCCGGGGUUCUGUCUGGUAUAACAAUGUCCCCUUCCUCCACCUUACGAGAGAGAAAGCUAACCAGAAUUGGGUGAAGCAUGAUCCUGAAUCUGGACGCUUAACGUUCCCAGGAGGUGGAACCAUGUUUCCUAACGGCGCCAACGCGUAUAUUGAUGAGAUGGACAAGUACCUGAAGUUCGGCGAGGGUAAGAUAAGAACCGGACUAGAUGCAGGCUGUGGGGUUGCCAGUCUGGGGGCUUUUCUGCUCGAUCGCAAUGUGCUCACGGUGUCAUUCGCACCGAGGGACACUCACGUGGCACAGGUGCAGUUUGCGCUUGAACGCGGAGUACCUGCCAUCCUGGGGAUUCUGGCUACGAAGCGCCUGCCCUAUCCCUCCAACUCGUUCGAUUUUGCCCAUUGCAGCCGCUGUCUGAUCCCCUGGUACGAUCGCGAUGGCCUCUUCUUGAUUGAAAUCAACCGUCUGCUUCGCCCUGGCGGCUACUGGGUCCUCUCCGGUCCUCCUGUCAAUUGGCAGAAGCACGAGAAGGAAUGGCAUAAUGUUGAAGACGAUAUCCGCAAGGUGAUGUCAGACAUCGAGGCCAUCGCCGAAAAGCUUUGCUGGGAGUACAUCGCGAAGGGAGGGGAGGCUGGGGACUUCGCUAUCUGGCGCAAGCCGAAAGAUAGCAAGUGCUACACCCAGAGGGAAGAGGGUGCCACUCCCCCAGUUUGUGGGGAUGAUGACAAGCCCGAUUCCGCUUGGUACACUCCCAUGACAAGUUGUAUCACAGCGCUGCCCGAGCAAGAAGACCCAGCAUCGAUUGAUCUGAUUCCUCGUUGGCCCGAUCGCCUGAGCAAACCUAGCCCGCGGCUUUUGAAUCUUUUGGACAGCGAUAGCAGCAGGCCAGUGUACAGCGAAAGUGAUUUCGAGUUGGAUAAUGCCAAGUGGAAGAAGGCAGUGGACUUCUAUGCGAGCACUGCUCUUCCUGAGAUUGCGACCAAGAGAUUCAGAAACGUUCUGGAUAUGAACGCCGGCUUUGGUUCCUUUGCAGCGGCGCUCGAUGGCCAGGUCGGAUCUUCCGCGUGGGUUAUGAAUGCUGUGAUGUCCUCCGGGCCGAACACCCUUCCUUUUAUCUUUGACAGGGGACUGAUUGGAACCUAUCAGGAUUGGUGUGAGGCUUUCUCCAGUUACCCGCGGACGUACGAUCUCAUCCAUGCAGAUAGCAUCUUUACUCAUUAUUCCAGCAAGUGCGAUCCCGUCGACAUUCUUCUCGAGAUGGAUCGCCUUCUCCGACCCGAGGGGUCUGCCAUUAUCAGAGAUAGCAAAUCGAACAUGAAGAAGGUGGCGAGAGUCGUCAAGGGCAUGAGAUGGGACUGCAAGGGCUGGAAAACAGAGGACGAACUCAGUGGGGACAGGUUGCUCGUCUGCACAAAGAAGAACUGGGCUGAGCCAGUGGCUGCUGCUGCCCAGGCCAACAACGUCGAGUAGAUUCUACACACAGUCGAAUAUAGUAGAUUUUCAACCUACUGCGUUAAUUGUUUUUCGUUGAGGCGUUUUCGCUGAGGACCGCAGUCCUAGUCCUUCAAGGAGUGAGUCUGGAGAAGAAUGUCUAUUGUGCCCUCUCUGGCAGCGAUUGAGAAACAACUUUUCGGCGGCCUGCGAGGUCACACCUGCAAGGCCACUUUCCCUCCCUCCCCUCCCUCCCCUCCCUUCCCUCCCUCCCCUCCCUCCCUUUCUAGAAACCCUUGAGGAAGACCCAGGGUUGCAAUUACUGGUGGCAUGUCUUACAUGACUGGAAUGCAGAUUUCUUUCGUCAGUGGGUUGACGUGUAGCUUGUGGCGGGACAUCUCUUCACUGGCAUCCUCGUAGACAGCCGAUCGAGAGACGCUGUGGUCUCCGGCAUCAGUUAUCUGCCCUGCGAUUGAUGAUAGGGUGUAGCGUGGAGAGGCAGGGGAGAUAGGUGCAGCAGCCACUGUAAAGGUAGGGGAGAUAGCUGCAACAAGUUGUUGGAUUGCUGGUUCUCUGUCUUUCCAAUGGAUGAUCCUUCGAUCUGGUGCCACACCCAAGGUUCAUCUCACUGUUGAAAGUACGCGUCCUUGCUGUGCUGAGUGCUGCCUUCCUUUGCUCGUCGAUCCUUGAGGAAAGGGGCCUUCCUUUUCGUAAAUGCGACCCUCCUUUUCUGGCAAGGUUACGUUCAGUUAUUUUUUGCUGGGUGCUACACACACUCGCUCCCCCUUGCACAUGUUCAGGGAAGCAAAUCACCCAUCUUGGAUCGGAUGCGCAAUUGUUGUCACCCAGCAGGCGAUUGCAUGCAUAUGCGUGCCAAGCGGCAGAAACUUCUGGUGGUGCAUGUGGCGCUGUGCUUGUCGCUCUUGAGAGCUUGCGAAGGAGGUGGCACUGCCUUCUGCUUUCUGCUCUGGUGAUGGGGUAUGCAGUGCAAGAUGUGUGACUGUUGUUCCCCGUGCAUCAUUUCAAGAUCUCCUUGUUCGUCUGCAGGUUGUCCUGCCGGUCCAAGUGUGAUGACGACCACGUCGGACGUAGCAGUUAAUUAGUUCUACAGCUCUUCUCUGUUUCCAUGGCGGUCCCUUGUGAUGAUGACGGCGAACUGUUUUCCCUUGUGAUGAUGACCGGGCCACUUGUGAUGAUGACGGCGAAGCAGUUGGUUGUUUCUACGGCUCGUCUCUGUUUCGCUCAUUGUGAGACAAUUUUUGCAAGAAGGGAGGAAGGGAUCAGUGUAUUGGGAUGUUGUUGGUUUAGGCUGUAGUCUGCCACAAGGACAUGGUAUACUGCAACGUUUUCUUAUGACAAGAACGCACGCAAUGAUUGAUUGCGAGGGAGUACUCCUAAGACCCUGAGAUUCACUGAUUCCGAGGGUGAUCUUUUCAGAUAGGUAGUUCAGCUCCCCCCUCUCCCCCCCGCCCCCCCUCGCUUCUCUCUGUGCACGUGAGGGUAGGGUUUCAUGCCUCUCUCUCUCUCUCUCUCUCUCUCUCUCUCUCUCUCUCUCUCUCUCUCUCUCUCUCUCUCUCUCNCUCUCUCUCUCUCUCUCUCUCUCUCUCUCUCUCUCUCUCUCUCUCUCUCUCUCUCUCUCUCUCUCUCUCUCUCUCUCUCUCUCUCUGUGUGUGUAACUGUGCCUCUCUUUGCACGUGAGGGUAGGGUUUCUUUCCUCACUUCAAAGCAAAGAGAAUCUAGAUUAGUGAGAGCAGUUGGCGUAGACUGGCUUUUUCGGUUAAUCUGCACAUGCCAGUUGUGGUAUUCUAACGCAAGAUAGUACUACCAAGCUGUUUGCUUUGGUCAGAACAGUGUUUUUGUAACUGAGGCUUUAAGGUUAAGGAGAGAAGAAGCAAGAAGCUGACUUUAUUUGGUCUGUGCCUUCAGCCAGGAAGGACCAUCGUAAAAUGAACGGUGGUUGUUUUAAUAAUAACUGGCGACGUCAGCCAGUCAGCUUAGCUUAGUGAGGAAUGACAGGUGCCCGCCCGCACACCGGGCUGGGCACUCUCGCUUCUGAUCAUAUGGCUCUUGCUGCGCUAUUUUCAGCCAGCCGUCACUUUGUGUCGGGAAAGCAGCGCUCUGUUGUUUUAUGAUUUCAAUUCAUGUUU